This is a messenger RNA of Actinia tenebrosa (Australian red waratah sea anemone), 6098 nucleotides long. Its product is annotated as leishmanolysin-like peptidase. Gene Ontology annotation, molecular function: metalloendopeptidase activity. Gene Ontology annotation, cellular component: membrane; cytoplasm. The record is from RefSeq and is a predicted model, not a curated record. Gene Ontology annotation, biological process: cell adhesion; proteolysis. NCBI's taxonomy places the organism in Eukaryota, Metazoa, Cnidaria, Anthozoa, Actiniaria, Actiniidae.
GAAACCUUGACAUCCUAUUUUAUUACUAUAAUCAGAAGACGAGGGGGCAAGCCUUCGAAAUAAUGAGUGAUAAAGAUUGCUGAAAAUCAGCUGUUGCAAGCUGCAUAUCAUAUUCAUAUGUAAAUAGUAUGCAAAAUGCAACAGUAGAAUAUGGAAAAACAAAUCAGAGUUGAAGAGUCUGGGAACGAAGCCCAAGCUGAGAGACCACACCCAAGAUGGCGGCCAUCAAUAGGCUGCUUGUCUUCUCCGUACUUUUCUUCUAUUUUUUUAGUUAUGUACUGUCCCAGCCUCUCAAAGACGAGGACGAGAUUAUACACAACGUGAGGCUUGAACGGGAACGCGAUAUUAGAAGACGUAGCGCUGUUCAUCCAUUUCGCAUCAACCUUGUUUACCUCGAUGUCAGCAAUAUCGCUAAUAUGGAUAUUAUAAAGCAAUUAUUAAGCGAGUCAAUCCUAUACUUCCAAGACACGUUACGAGUCAAACAUCCUGUGAAAAAUAUUCUCCUACAACGUAGAUGUGCCAAUGAUUCGUAUUUUUUAAAGGACGAGCAGGGAAUUUCGCRGGGAAAGGUUCGUUAUUGUAAAAUUGCUUGUGAGAAUGCGAAGCCUUCGUGCGGCCCAGCACGUGUGCCUGACAAAGACUUGGACGUGUGCCGUUUGUGUGAUGAAGAUGGGAAGAACUGUAAGGAAGAAGACGGCAAGACCAGUGGUGUUGGGUAUAAUAAUACUGACUUUGUGAUGUAUAUAACCGCAUCGAUCGACAAGUGUGACAAGCCAAAGACAGUAGCCUAUGCAGCUGUUUGCCAACAAGAGAUGACUGUGGAUAGACCAGUAGCGGGCUUUCUGAAUAUCUGUCCAAAUAAAGUGAAAAAUAUGACUCAACAGAGCUUGCAUAAUGAGUUGUUGGCCACUUUUAAACACGAAAUAUUUCAUGCAUUGGGCUUUUCUCCUUCACUUUAUGCCUUUUACCGCGAUAUUAGCGGAGCUCCUCUCACCGAUCGCCUUCCAAAUGGAAUGCCGGAGUACAGCGAAGUGUCAAAAUCAUACAUAGCUAGUGAAAAGGUUCUGAAGAAGAUUACCAGGAAGGAUUGGGAGAUCCGAUCAGAUCGUGGAAACAACGGCAAAAUGAAGCAUUCUGUGCACAUGAUUGUAACACCUAAAGUACUUGAUGAGGUGAAAAGACAUUUCAACUGCUCUACUCUAGAAGGAGCUGAACUAGAAAACCAAGGUGGCCCAGGAACAGAGAUGGCACACUGGGAAAAGAGGUUGUUUGAAAAUGAAGGCAUGACUGGUGCUUUUACCCAAAACUCUGUCUUCUCAAGAAUUACCCUAGCACUCAUGGAGGACACUGGAUGGUAUGAAGCAGACUACAGCAAAGCUGAGCUACUCAGAUGGGGGCAAAACCUUGGCUGUAAGUUUGUGAAAAAUAGUUGUAAGGCAUGGAUGACAGCUCAGAGUACUUCAAAUAAUAGUAUAAAGCCAUUUUGUCAGAGACUUAAGUCACAAAAGCAAGGUCUUCACACGAGUUGCUCGGUUGACAAGACAUCUGUUGCCAUGUGUAACUUGGUCAUGUAUAAUCAACCACUUCCCUUAGAAUACCAAUACUUUGAGUCUAGCAUAUUUGCCGAUGCAGAGAGAUAUGGUGGUUCUGUUGACUAUGCCGAUUUUUGUCCAUACUUCCAAGCUUUCACCUGGACGAGCCAAGGAGUUGCAGUACGUGGUUCGUCAUGCAUACAACCAUCUAACGAAAAACCAAAAGAUAAAAAUUAUGCUCUGGAAAAAUAUUCUUCAUCUGAAUCACGAUGCUUCGUCCAAGGUAAACCAUGGACUAAGACAAAAUGUAGCCGUCAGUGGAUAACUGUUGAUUGGGGUAGUGGGUGCUAUAAUUAUCAAUGUGAAAAUGAUGGGCUCAAGGUUAUUGUCGAGGGUUAUAAGUACACAUGUUUCCACAAAGGACAGGUUUUAUAUAUCCAAAUGCAAAGUUAUGAUAAUUGGAUUCAUCAAGGGACCAUAAUCUGUCCUGCCUGUAAGGACAUGUGUUAUGAUGCCCCUGGAACUUGUCCAGCUGAAGUUUUCGACCCCCCCAAAGAUUCACAGCCUAAACCUAUCCUCAGAUCAUAUCCUUGCUCAGGAAACACGUUUGGCUUAUCUAGUGCUUUAUUUAGUAUUUUAGCAAUUUUUGUUAUCUUUUUGAUAUAAUAUUAAUACUAUCCACAUUUUUAUUAUUUGAAUGAUGACUGGCAGUUGAUUGCCUCUCAGUUGAGUUUGGUAUCUCCAAUACUUUUGCUGCACAGAUUGAAUGUACAUUUCCAUCAAAGGCAACCACCACGACUAUCCAGGAGACUUAGCCAAUUAUAGCCAAAACUUUCUCGCAGACAAUAGACUCAUAGACUUAGCCAAUUAUAGCCAAAACUUUCUCGCAGACAAUAGACUCAUUGCAUGUGACCUCAAAGCAGCUCAAUUUGGAGGACAAAACAUAAUAAUUUUAUUCUCCUGAUCUCCUGAGAAUUGAAAACCUAUUGUUUUGCCCUCAGAACUCAGCUGCAUUUCGUGCUGCAAAGGGUUCAUUGGGGUUGUUGCCAGAAAGUUAGGAAAUACACAUCAAAUGUUGCAACAAAAAUUCUAGCAUUUGAAACUCAAUUAAGAGGUGUAAAAUCAAGUUCAUAUUGAACUGUCUUGCCUAUAUUUGUUUUUUGACAUUAAUAUUUUGUACUUUUAGAUUGUCAUCAGUAUGUACAGGCUAAUAUUUCUUACAUCAAAACAAUGUCUUUCCAAAAGAACCUUUUGUUCAGUCAAAGUUUGAAAAUCGUAUGACUUGUGGUACGGUAGUUAAUAGUUGCAUCGAAAGCUGCAUUUUUUUUGCACUUGCAUAGUCGUGAAUGUGGAAAAAUCUUAGUGUGUAGGGUAUACAUAUGUAGUGAUACACAACCUUAUUUUCAAUAGCUUCUAGAUGAAUAUAUAUGGUCAUAUUAUAUACAAGUGUUUUCAGAAAUGUAUAUAAUAAGAAUGUAUAUACAUGUAGAUAUUUGCAUACUGUACAUGCUAUAAUAAGCCUUUUCAUUCAAAGGCUUAUUGUCAUAAUUUUACACGAGAAUCUAAAUAUGUAACCAUAAGUGGUAAUCAAUAUCCUCAUACAUAUAAUUCUUACCCUGCUAGAAGAGCUUUCUUUAUCUGCUCAAGGACAGAGAGAAACACUCCUCAGUAGCCUGGAGAAGUAAAAGGAUAGGCUUUAAUAGCAGGUUAAUACGCAGGUAGCUGUGGAAAAAAAUUCUUAAAACUGGCUAAAUUAAAAAAAUAACCACAAAGAGCAAAAAAAGUGCUAUUUUCCUAAUGAUCAGGUAAAAUUUCAAGGCUUUAUUUCACGUUUCAAUGAUUUUAUUGAAAUUUUUGAAGAAUCCACAUACAUUUCCUUAUAACAUGACACUACAGAAACCAAGCUUGGGCUACCUGUGGUUAAUAUUUCUCAGUGCAAAUCCUUGGCUCAAAACAGCUAUAGCUCUGUAUAAUCUCAAAUAUUAAAUACCUUAUUUUAAUGAUCAAUCCAUUCAGCAUACAUCUCAUUCAUACACAUUUUUAACUAAUCUAAUAUUUACAGUAAAUGAUUAAUAUUUAUAAAUGAAAUCUCAAAAAAAAAAAAAAAUUCUCGACCAUAAAAAGGGUGAAAAUUGAAAACGUGGUAUAAAUAUUUUAGGAUAAGUAAUAAGACUGAAAGUAGUUAUAUUUGAUAUUUAUUAUUAAGUAUUAGCGAUUUAAGGUUUUUGCUAAUGAAUAGUAUAAUAUUUUUUAGAAUAAGUUUAAUAUUAGUGCUAAAUUAGUUAUCGCUGACUUAUUAGAUGUUAUAUUUAGAUGAAUGCAUACUUUAUUAUUAAGUCAAUGUUUGGACAUUUCUGGUUCUAAUCUUUUUGUAUGAUUUACAUUUUUAAUGAAGUAUUUAUAGUAACUUUUGAAUAUUUCUUCACUUGUAGUUAGCUCAGUCUGGGGAGAGGGGGUCAUAAAGUUUUUGUGUCAGCCAAGAAGGGAGGGUCAGAAGAAUUUGGACAGGCACUUCAAGAGAAUUGUUUAUAUUUAUAAUAAUAAUAAUAAUAACUUUAUUACAGUCUCUAUUUCUUCUAGCCGGGCACAAGUGCCCUACUAAUCGGGGAGACUAAUGGAUUGAGAUUUAUAAAUAAUGAAGUUGGUUUUUGCAGAUGGAGGAAAACUGAAGAUAGGAAAACCCUUGAAUAGGGCGUUUGCAGGAUGCCAUCAUUGACCUCUACUACCAAACUCCCUUGCAGACUUUCUUUUGUUCAGUUAAUUAGUACCAAUUUUCUUACUAUCCUGACUAUUCUCAUGAAGGAAUACAAAUUUAAAUAAAGAAAAUUUGCAAAGCAUCUUGGUAGUGGGAGUCAAAUGACGCCAUCAUGCAAACAUCCUAUUGCAAAGAGAAUGAACUAGAAAGUCUACUCACACGUUAUAACUGUGAUGGCAGGUUGCAUAAAUAUAAUGUUCAUCACAGGAAUGGAGGGUGGUCUAGCAGUAUUGCACAUGCCUUUUAUCUCUGGGGUCUUGGAUUCAAGUACUUGACAUGGGAUCAUGUUUGAGUAGAGUUUGUUAGGUCUAACCUUACUAAUAAGCCAAUUGUUUUCCUCCCUCCACAAAACCUAACAAAGCUAAAUUCCAUUCAAUCUGUGAGUUAGCAGUAUUUUCAUCAGUCCAGAGGUUGUUUGAGGGUUCCAUUUGCGAGUUGGCAGUGCCCUGACUUAGAUCAGCCCAGAGGUUGUUUCAGGGUUCCAUCUGUAAGUUAGCCGUGCCCUGACUUAGAUUAGCCCAGAGAUUGUUUCAGGGUAUCAAUAACAUUUAAAAAACAAUUGUGUGCAUUAUUGAAGUAAACUGUUCAAGAUUUUGUUCAGGAUUUUAUGCUAACUUUUUCCUUACAUUCAAUGCAUUUUUACACCUUGGUGGAAAAAACUAUUCAAAUGAUUGUAUAAACCAUACAUGUUCUUUAACAGUUUUCUAAGUAUUUGAAUAACAUUGCAGUAUUUUACAACUGAAAAUAUCUUGAAUAUUAACAUACUUAGUAAAGAAAAUAAUGAUAAUACUAUAUACUUUUCCCUAAGAAUUUUGUACCUAUUUUGCUGGCAUUUAUCUGAUAAGUUUGCAUACAUUUUUCACAUCCAUGGCACAACUGAUUAGUCAAAAACCAGAAAAGCUGAGAUUGCUGAGGAUCAUGGGAAACAGUUCAAGCAAAAAAAAAAGCUUUUGAUACAAUCUGCAGCUUGAGGAUGAAACUGUAACUGGUAAAAUAUCAGUUACCAAGCGGUUGCAACAUGUCAAGUGUCAAAUAUCUACCCAUAAUCCUUGUAGGUCUUAGCUCUCAAUAGACCUAUCCCGAAUUCGCUUGACUGACCAAGAAACAAUGGUUUGAAGUCGAGACUGAACUUGAUUCUUUUAUUCAUCAAGUUCAUCCUCGACUUAAAACCAUUGUUCCGUGACCAGUCAAGUGAAUAUUCGGGAUAGGUCUAUUGUAGCUUUUCAGAUGACUAACUUUAUUGAAAUAAGUAUAUAAUUAGUACUAGAUAGAUGAGGCAGUAAGCCGUGUGGGAUGCAUGGGCUCGGAUAUCAAAUAAGAACAUGCGUAAUAAGUAAAUUACGAGCCUUAGAUGAAACGACUGAAGAAGAGUGCCAUACAAGCCUUUCACAACUUCAAGUCGCGUAAAAAAUGAGCCAGCUCAACUAGAAACCGUGGACAGCUGUUUGUUUGACAUUGUCGUUUCAUCUAAGGCUUGUAAUUUACCUAUUACGCAUGUAUAUAUCUAGUAGUAGUAUUAGUAGUAGUAUUGAUGCAGCAUGUUGCAGUCAAAUGCACAGGCAGCCCAAAUAAGGCCAAAAGUUCUUCGAGUCUAUAGGCCAUGAGGCCAUAGUGUCAACUCUAUAAUCAUGUAAAUAAUGAUAAAAAUAUAUACAUAUUAAAAAUAUAGCCUUAAAAAUAAUAAUACUGAUGAUAAUCAAUAACAAUGAUAUUAUAUUACUCUGUAGACUGAGCUUCAAGAUAGCUAAAUACUGGGGUUAAAAUCUUGUAUUGUUACAAAGAAAUAAACAUUCUUGGGUUUAAUGCAGUGA